Messenger RNA from Menidia menidia (Atlantic silverside), 834 nucleotides. NCBI's taxonomy places the organism in Eukaryota, Metazoa, Chordata, Actinopteri, Atheriniformes, Atherinopsidae. The record is from the annotation of a GenBank genome assembly.
AUGAAGAGGGUGACGACGAAGAGGCGGAUGAGGGGGAUCGGCGCGCGGUGGACGGACGGAGGGAUGACGGCGAUGCGCUGUUUUCUUUGGAGCCUUGUUCUGUGCUCGCUCUCUUGGCGCGCGCAAGGCGGUUUAUCUCGGCUUUGCGAGAGAGGCAGCAAAUCUCCCCGUAAUUACAAUCUGAACAGCUCUGACAUUUCACCGAGGAUCCCCCAGGUUUACAGCCACGUAACAUAUACUCUGAUUAAAUGCUCUCGAAAAGAACAGAGUGGUUUCAUCUACACUUGUGGGGGUACGCUGAAAGGCCGAAAUGGCAGUAUAGAAUCGCCCGGUUUUCCCUACGGAUACCCCAAUGGGGCAAACUGCACCUGGGUCAUUGUUGGAGAAGAAAGAAGCAGAAUCCAGCUCAUCUUCUUGUCAUUUGCCAUAGAAGAAGAAUAUGACUUCCUGUCCCUCUAUGAUGGACACCCACACCCGGCUAACUUCAGGAGCAGGUUAACAGGUUUCCAAAUUCCCGCCCCGGUCACCAGCACAGGGAACGUCUUCUCUCUGAGGUUGACCAGUGACUUCGCCGUUUCUGCUCACGGUUUCAAACUCAGCUACGAAGAACUCCACAGUACAUCUUGUGGGAACCCCGGUGUCCCACCUAAAGCAGUCCUAAGUGGUGGCGGUCACUUUGCAGUAGGAGACAGCGUCCGGUACAGCUGCGUCCCUGGUUAUGUCUUAGACGGCCACGCCACGCUCACAUGCAUCACAAAUGCUGGAAACAUUGCUGUCUGGGACUUUCCUGCUCCUAUUUGUCGAGGAUCUUAUUACUGCGACUAUCCUUGGUGA